AUGUCAUCCUCAGUCUUAGGAUUCUCCCCGUGGCGGAAGAGAGCUUCCAGCCUCACCUCGCAGACGGACCAAUCGCAUCAUGAUCGCACAGAUGCAGCGAGCCACGCUGAGAGCUCGAUGCUCGAGGCCGGAAAUGCCCAACACCAGCAGCUGUCCUCCUCCGUCGGAUCUGCGCAAGGUUACAGGGAACCCAUUCGCUCUUUCAUUCAUGCCUCACUACGAGAUCAAUUGGCCCCGGUAGACAGCGCGCAGAAUGCGAGGAGUGUUCGCGAAGACACCGCCGAGCUGGCGCGAUACCUCCUCUCCGAUGGCCCAGCUCAGCGUCGCCCGAGCUUUCUCCAAAGAAGCAGACCGUCCCUUAAUGAAGUCUUCGGGCCAGAGUUUGGAGAUGCCGAUUCCAUCGAGGGGAGCAUUCGGCGUUCAUCGGGCACUAUACCCGAAGUCACUGAACCGCCGUCGCCAGAAGAUAGGGAACAGGGUGAUCAGGCAGCCGGGGAAGAUGGACCUUCUGCGCUCGCAAACCUACUCAAGAACUCAUCUCCCCCGUCCUCGGUAUCUGAACAAACAAAGAUCCCGCCACCUCGGUUUGAGAACCUCGAAGCUGGACAAUCUCAGUCCUCGCACAUUGAUGAGAUACAACAGCGCCCAGAGACAAGCGAAACGGAGGCUUCAGAGUACACCCCUCUUCUCGACAGACCGGACCUUGGAUCGGGGACCAGUAGCAGUAUUGACAUUGAAGGACAAAAGACGUCGGCUAGGAAAAGAUGGCUACAGGGAGUCACCGAACAAGGCCGGAACGUAGAGCGUCGCCUCGUCCACUUGGCCAAAGUGGCGUCCCGUCCGGGUAGCUGGAAUCGAAAGGCCAUUUGGCAGACUGCCGUGGUGGAGCCUGUUUCUUGCCUUCCAGCCGUCGCCGUGGGCUUGCUCCUGAACAUCUUGGAUGCCUUGUCAUACGGCAUGAUCUUGUUUCCGCUCGGAACCCCUUUAUUCUCUCAUUUAGGAUCUGCUGGUAUCUCCAUCUACUACGUCAGCACCAUAGUGGCACAACUUGUCUUCUCCACGGGCAGCAUAUUCAAGGGUGCUGUGGGAUCUGAGCUGAUUGAGGUCGUUCCCUUCUUCCAUAACAUGGCAGCCACGAUUCUGGAUAUCGUAGGUGAAGAGAACCCCGAUGCGGUCAUUGCCACAACCAUUGUCGCCUAUGCCCUGAGUUCUAUGUUGACCGGUUUGGUAUUCUACCUCAUGGGCCGAUUCAAGUUCGGGUUCAUGGUCGGGUUCAUCCCCAGGCACAUACUGAUAGGAUGCAUUGGAGGCGUCGGUUGGUUCCUGAUCGCCACCGGUUUCGAAGUCUCGGCCCGGCUAGAAGGCAGCCUCGAGUACGACCUCGAUACGCUGCAAAAGCUCAUGGACACCAAAACGAUACCCCUCUGGAUAUGUCCUCUGAUCCUGGCCAUUAUUCUGUUCUAUGGCCAGAUGAAAGGCGCAUCCAAAUACUUCCUCCCCUUGUUCAUUUUGGCCAUUCCUCUGGUCUUCUACCUUUUCGUCUUCUCGCUUGAUGUACUAGAGCCGAGCACUCUCCGAGAUCACGGUUGGAUUUUCGUUGGGCCUCCGCCAGAUGAACCUUGGUGGUAUUUUUACACGCUGUAUCAGUUCCAUCUGGUACACUGGGGGGCUAUCAUCCAAGUGAUCCCGGCCAUGUUUGCCUUGACCUUCUUUGGCAUCCUCCACGUUCCGAUCAAUGUCCCCGCGCUGGCACUCAAUUCAGGGGAGGACAACGCCGACUUGGACAAGGAAUUGAGGCUCCAUGGAUACUCCAACUUUGUUUCAGGAUGCCUAGGCAGCAUCCAAAACUACCUCGUUUAUGCCAAUACCGUCUUCUUCUUGCGAUCCGGAGGCAACAAGCGGCUUGCCGGUUACCUGCUUGCGCUUCUCACAUUCGGCGUCAUGGUUAUUGGCCCUAGCAUCAUUGGUUGGAUCCCAGUGAUGAUGGUUGGAACGCUCAUUUUCGACCUUGGCUUCGAGCUACUGCUCGAAGCAGUAUGGCUUCCACGAAAGAAGCUCAGGCCUGCAGAGUACAUGACCGUCAUCAUCAUCGUCCUAGUCAUGGGCAUCUACGACUUUGUGGUGGGCAUUGGCGUUGGCAUCUUGCUGGCGUUUGUGUCGCUCACCAUCCAGACGUCGAGGGUAUCCGCCAUUCGAGCAAUCUAUGAUGGCGAAGUCGUGACUUCGACUGUCAGACGGAAUCCGUCACAGGAUAGCUACCUGCAACAGGUUGGCCGGCAAAUUCACAUCAUGAAGCUCACCGGCUUCUUGUUCUUUGGCACCGUUGUCAGCGUGGAGGCCAAGAUACGCGAGCUUCUAGACGAGCACACGUUUGCUCGGAAGCCGAUCAAGUUCCUCAUUCUCGACAUGUGGCAUGUUACUGGACUUGACUACUCCGCGGGUGAAGCCUUCAACACGAUCAGCCGGUUAUUGAACAAUAAAGGGGUGCACCUCAUUCUCAGUGGCCUGGAUGCCGAUAGCGAACUUGGCCGGAGUCUCAGGGCCGUGGGGCUAGGGAGCGGGGGUAUUGAGGUCAUGAUGCUGCCGGAUCUGAACUCGGCCUUGGAAAGCUGCGAGAACGAAUUACUCAAGACGCUCUACGCCCAGCAGGAGCAGCUAAGCACGCCGAAGCAUGCCACCGCUAAUCUGGACGUGCCAACGACGUCGACGACACUGGACUCUUUCGACCCGCCGUUCAACUCUCCGCGCCGCAACCACCUCGUGGAGGCGGCCUACGACGCACUCAACAGUGUCGACAUACAGCGCAGAUCGAGAUGGCAGAGCUUUAAUGAACCUCUGCGACUGAUGCUGCAGAUAUUCCAGGGCCUGAGCGACAAGAAUGAAGAUUUCUGGUUCCAGGCAGCCUCGUACUUUGCACGCAAGGACUACCCCGCCGGCACGGUCCUGUUCCGGCGUGGCGAGCCUGCGGACGGCUUCUACCUCCUCGAGCGCGGCAUCAUCCGAGCAGAAUACGACCUCCCCCAGGGCCGGCUCUGCGAGAGCAUCGUGGCGGGAACGACGCUGGGCGAGCUGCCCUUCUUUUCCGAAACCAGCCGGACGGCGACGGCGCAGGUCGAGAGAGACUGCACCGUCUGGGUGAUGGACACGGAGGCGUGGAAGAGGCUUCAGCAGAAGGAGCCGGAAAUUGCGAGGGAGUUUUUGAAGAUUUCGUUGAAGCUGACGAGUGAGCGGAUGAGCGCAAUCACGUCGUACAUCUUGACUACGGCUGGUUGA
This is a messenger RNA of Trichoderma citrinoviride, 3273 nucleotides long. Its product is annotated as sulfate permease. Bases 1 to 3273 code for a protein of 1090 amino acids. The record is from RefSeq and is a predicted model, not a curated record. Gene Ontology annotation, cellular component: membrane. Lineage: Eukaryota; Fungi; Ascomycota; Sordariomycetes; Hypocreales; Hypocreaceae. The transcript is spliced from 5 exons.